Camellia sinensis is the source of this 2605-nucleotide messenger RNA. The record is from RefSeq and is a predicted model, not a curated record. Lineage: Eukaryota; Viridiplantae; Streptophyta; Magnoliopsida; Ericales; Theaceae.
AGUUUAGGAAUUCAUUUGAGUUGCUGUAACAUUUUUGUAGUUUUUUUAAUUUUUGACGCUGAAACACAGUAGCUGCUUAGGUGGAGUUGAGACUAAGCUAUGGACGUGGCCGUGGACGGAUGGGCAGGGGUCCAAGGGGUGGUAGCAAUCAGGCAUAAUGAUUGGGGGUUGGUGUGCUUUGCUUUAGCUGAAUGUUUGCCAUGGCUUAGCGGUUAUCAUAUUUUAAAGUCUGGUUUGGAAGUUUUGAAAUUAUGGCUUUAUGUUCUUCAGGGUUUUUAAGCAUUGAUUUUGUUCUUUUUGUGAAUGUGGGCAAAGCUUGUUUUAAACUCUGUUGCUGCUUUUUAUGUUAGCCAAAGAGCAAGUAGCCAAUUUCUAAUUGCUGUCAAUUUCACUCUUUGCAGUCCAAGUAUAUGCUUCUUGUAUUUAUUCAUAUAUCUUUAUUCAUAGGUGUUUUUUCUAAAGCUUGUCCCUCUUUUAGUCAUGUUCUUUCCAUGCUAUUUCUUGGCAAUUUCUUGGUGAUGUCAUUUUUGUUUAUGCUGUUGUGAAGUUUUGUAGUGCACUAAACUAGCAUUUAUUGUGAAAAGGACCAACUUUAUGGUAUUUGGUGUUAGGCAUUGAAGUUCACGUAGUAUUUGCAGAGAUUGCUCAACCAUUGCGUCACUUGACUCAUCUGCAUUUUUUUGAAGGUCCAAUAAAAUAUCACCCGACUUAUCUGCAUUUUUUUGAAGGUCCAAUAAAAUAAGAUCACAUUUCACUGUUUAGCUUGAGGUUUCACAGAAAUUUUGGGUUAUUACGAUUAUUUGAUGUUUGUUUUGUACUUUGUACAAACUGAUGUGGAAACUAGGUGGAGAGGACAAAGUUACGAGAUAAGCAUUGCUGAUGUGUAUUGUGGGCAUUAUCACUGUUUGUGUUUAUACCAAAUUCACAUUUUUUAUGCAAAAGCACACGACUUCGGAAAAGAUAUUGUUAUUGCCUCUAGUAAUAUCUCUAAUUUUGUCGCUUUAUUUUUUUUAAAAAACAUUCUUAAUCACUCCAUGAACAUGUCUAGACUGGUAUACAAGGCUUUAUUUUGAUUUGGUUUAUAAUUUUAAUAAUUUAUUUCAUGUAGAUUGGUAGCAAUUGUUAGCAUAUGCAUGUGAAUAAGUUUGAUUGACCUAAACAAGCAGAGAAACAUAAAACAUAAAGCUCAAUCUUCACACUUUUAUUUUGUUUUUUUUAUUUUGUUUUGUAUUGUUCUCUUUUUUGGUUUUUUUUUUUUGAAGGUUUCAUUUGUGCAGAAUGACAGCUUUUAAGUAGAAGCUGCUCAAGUUUUAUGCCACUUUAGCUCAUUGCCUAAAUAAAAACAAUUCCUAGAAGAUAAAUGGUCUAGCCACAAAUUGAAGGUUUAUAUUUAGUUCAAUGGAAUGAGAUGGAAUGAUUAUUUUUGGUGAAUAAUAAUUUAGCUACACUUUAUUUUUAUUAUUAUUUUUAAUCAAUCAAACAGUGGAAUGAAGUUCCAAAUGAGAUUAAGGAUAAGUUAUGGGCUUGUGUGAAGCUUAGAUACAAAAUACAUGAUAUCCACAAGACACAUGUGAUGCAAAAGUUCGCAAAAUUGUGGCGCAAUUACAAGUCUGAACUAUCAAGAAAAGUAAGAACUCUCGCUGCAGCAGGUAAAGGUUAUUUAGCACGUAAUAUUGCCCUCACCAAACCUGAUAAGAUUGGAAUGGAUGAAUGGAAGGCAUUUGUGAAAAAUCGACUUUCAAAAAGCUUCAUUGAAAAGAGUGAAAAAUUCAAAGAGAUGAGAGCAAAGCAGAAGGUGUUACACACGAUGAGUAGAAAAGGCUAUGCAUGACUAGAGGAAGACAUGAAAAAUCAAAGCCAAGACCCAGAUUCCAUAUCUAGAGUGGAUGUUUGGAUCAAAGGACAUACAAGGCAGAAGGGGAAACCUAUCAAUGAAGUGCUUCAGGAAGCAGUGAAUAAGGUUCAAGAGCUUCACAAGCCUUCUACAGAAAAAGGGUCAAUGUCUAUCAAAGAUGAUGCAAUUGUUCAAGCGUUUGGUCCAAAAUGACCUGGUAGUGUAAGAGGGCUUGGAUUUGGAGCAUUGCCAUCAAAAGUUGAUGUACAAGCAUACCAAAAUCAAAAUAUGAGACAACUAAAUGAAAAAUUGCUGCUAUCAGAACAAGAAUUCCGGGAGAUGAAACUUGAAAUGUUAAAAGAAAAAGGGCAAAAUGAGGAGCCAAGCAAAGGGGAAAAUGGACACUCACAUGGAGAAACUCAGGGUGGGGAAAACGGUAGAUGUAAACAUAGGGUGCGUGGAGGUGGUGAAUGUAGAAUGCACUCACAACAAAAUAUUUGGGGUGAUGAAAACAAUGAAGACGAUGAAGAUAUUUGGCAGUUGCAAGAUAUCUACAAAAAGCUGAAUCAAGUGGAGACACGGUUGUCAACUUUGGAGAGGCAAGUCGGCGCUAUGAAGCAGAGCGUUGAUUGGCUCACCGAUGAGAAAUUGGUGGCAGAUGAAGCGAACUCUGAUAAGACAAUGGAUGAGGACAGUGAAUCAGACAGUACAGACAACUUUUCAGAAAACGUUGUUGAUGAUGCAUCAAAUAUGUAGAUUUGUUUUUUUUUU